Thlaspi arvense is the source of this 564-nucleotide messenger RNA. NCBI's taxonomy places the organism in Eukaryota, Viridiplantae, Streptophyta, Magnoliopsida, Brassicales, Brassicaceae. The record is from the annotation of a GenBank genome assembly.
AUGGGUCUCCAUCAAGAUUGUGUCUAUCACCCUUAUCUCAUCAGAAUCUCUCGUCACCACCACCGUAUCUCCUUUAUCUCCUUCCUUCCACCUGGAAAGUGGUUUUGCGGAGUGUGUCGUCGAAAGGUCGACAACAGUUAUGGUGCAUACUCUUGCAAUAAGUGUGAUGGUUAUUUUGUUCAUACAAAAUGCUCAUUGAGAAAAGACUUAUGGGAUGGAGAAGAACUCGAGGGGAUACCUGAAGAACCUGCUGAGAUAGUUGUUGAGCCAUUCCAGAGAAUAAGUGAUGGAAUAAUACUCCAUUUUGCUCAUUAUCAUCAUCUGAAACUCGAGAUCUGUGGAGCUUACGAUGAAGGAAAUAUUUGUCAAGCGUGCAGCUUUCCAAUCUACGAAGGUGGCUACUAUUCGUGUAAGGAUCAAUGCGACUUCAUACUCCACGAGGCGUGUGCCAAUACGCCUUGCAAGAAACAACAUCCGAUGCAUGCUCACUCACUUACACUAAAGGUUGGCCUUUUUAAAUAUUCGGGUGGCCAAGGUUACUUCUAUUGUAGUGCUUUUUUUUGA